UAAUGGCGCAGACGUCGCCUUUGUCGCAUAAUGCAUUUUUCUUGCGGUCUUUGCACACUUGGAUGGUGACGUUGCGGUUGCUGGGUGAAGUGCGGGGUGGAAUAAUUAAUUGUUUUUCCCCCAAAUGACACUGAGAGACUCUACAGCUGAUCACCUUGAAGUCUAGUGGAAAUUAGCGAGAAGUUUCAACUUUUUUACUGCUUGCUUUAUACAUGUAAGCGGCUGGAUAAUUUCAAGAAUUUCUGAGCGCAAGUCACCAAACAACUAAGGUGAUGUCCGCGGCGCAGGGACAGACGAUCGCCGACCGGCUCAAUGCUGCCCGACACAGCCUCGCCGGCCAGGGGCUGGCCAAGGCCGUCUGCAAGGCUACCACAGAGGAGCUGCUCGGACCCAAAAAGAAACACCUCGACUAUCUCCUGCACUGCACCAACGAGCCGAACGUCUCCAUACCGCAGAUGGCCAACCUGCUGAUCGAGCGCACGCAAAACUCCUCCUGGGUGGUGGUGUUCAAGUCGCUCAUCACCGUUCACCACCUCAUGUGCUACGGAAACGAGAGGUUUACUCAGUACUUGGCAUCCAGCAACUGUAACUUCCAACUCGGCUCUUUCCUGGACAAAACUGGCGGCUAUGACAUGUCCACCUACAUUAGGCGAUACGCCAAGUACCUGAACGAGAAGGCCAUGAGCUAUCGCGCUGUCGCCUUCGACUUCUGCAAAGUCAAACGCGGAAAAGAGGAGGGUACUCUGCGCAGCAUGGCGGCGGAGAAGCUGCUUAAGACGCUGCCCGUGCUGCAGAACCAGAUCGACGCGCUGCUGGAGUUCGACUGCUCGCCCAACGAGCUGACCAACGGCGUCAUGAACACGGCCUUCAUGUUCCUGUUCCGCGACCUGAUCCGGCUGUUCGCCUGCUACAACGACGGCAUCAUCAACCUGCUCGAGAAAUAUUUCGAGAUGAACAAGAAGCAGUGUCGGGAAGGUCUGGACCUGUAUAAGAAGUUUUUGAUUCGGAUGGACAAGGUGGCCGAGUUCCUGAAGGUGGCGGAGCGUAUCGGUGUCGAUAAGGGUGAGAUUCCUGACCUGGCCAAGGCGCCGAGCAGCCUUCUGGACGCGCUGGAGCAGCACCUAGGUCACCUGGAGGGCAAGAAGGCGGGCACUGCCAACACCAGCAGGAUCAACAUUUCGUCGGCGGUGACGGCGCUGACGUCGACCAGCUCUGCGUUCGACAGCUCUGCCACCGGCGUCGACGAGGCGAUACGCUGGCAGGCGCUGGCAGAUGAGGAGGCUGCCCUCGAGCACCUCAAGGAGGAGCAUCAGAAGACCAACCCGUUCCUGAGCUCGCCGGUGUCGGAGGCGGCUCCGGCGGCCACCAGCGCCGCCGCGGCCACCACGGCCGCUCCGGCCGCCAGCUCGACCAACGGCAGUUCCAGUCAGGCGGCCUCCAUCAUCGACCUGUUCGGCAGCUCGGCGGCCCCGGCGCCGGCCGCCCCCGCCGCGCCGUCCAAGGCGUCUGAUGACCUACUCCAGCUGACCGGCAACCCGUUCGCCGACAUCAUGGCAGCCUCGCAGCCGACCGGGCCGCCGCCGCCGCCGCUAGCCGCCAUGAACGGUGCCGGUGCUAACAGCUUCAACCUGUUUGACUCGGCACCGAGCGCCGGGUUCGCCAACUUCGACAUGAUCCAGCCGUCGCAGGGAUACAGAGGCCCGAGCGUGUUCGGCGACGUGCUGCAGCCGACGGGCCGCGCGCCGGCGCCGGCCAUGGGCGCUCCGCAGGCGCAGCGGCCGCAGCCGCAGCCGAAACUCAUCAGCAGCGACCUGGACAUGAGUCUGCAGAGUCUGGUGCAGAACCUGGGCAUCUCGGGCGGCGGCGGUGCCCACACUGCGCAGAAGCCGAGCUGGGGCUCGCCUUCCAAGAACACGACCAGGACCGGCGGACAGAACUGGACCGUGCCGGCCGCCUCCGGGCUGACCGGCGCGCCACCGCGCCCCAUGGGUCCCGGCGCCAUGCCGCCGCAGCAGGGUCAGACUCCGUUCGGCAUGUACGGUGCCCCGCAGCCGGCGCCCGUGGGUGUGCCGGCCGCCAACCCGCAGGCGGCCGGCGCCUUCGAUCCGUUCGGGCAUUUGUAAGCGGGUAGCCCGCAGAGGUAGAUGGAACAGAACGGCGAAGGGACAGGACGAGGCGCGGCCGUCGCCGCCGCCGCCGCCGUCUAGGUUGUUGUGCGCGUGUUGUCGGGCCGGCGCCGCCUCUCAGUGUUGUCUGUCAGCCGUGUGUGUGCCCCGGUAGCUGCCCCGGCGGGUGCAGAGGCGCCGUCUGCGCCGUCCCCGUAGUGUGACGGUCGCCGAGCGGUGCGGUAGCGGCGGUCGGCGGCUCCCGCGGCCCGGCCGGUGGUGCCAGUCGAGAAUAGCACGGUGUGGAGGGCCUGUCGGCGGGGCCGGCCGGGCGGGCCGGUCCGCCGGGCUCCGGUCGGCUGCAGAGAGUGAAUGUACCGUGUCCGGUGCAGUCGCGCCCGGCGGCCCGGCCCGCCCCGACCGGCCCACCCUCGCCCGCCGGCCAAACGCCAGAGGCGCCAAAUGACGAACAACUGCCACCAAACCAGCAGCUGCGAACAGCCAGUGCAUGCCCCUACAGUUGUUAUACUAAAGUAAUCUAAAAUUGGCCGAGGCCCCAGUCCGCAAUACUACGGAAUAUAAUACGUGUUGUUGUGCAUUUCAGCCGUAUCUAGUGUGUACUCUGUGAGCCGCUGGGCAUGUUUUGUCGUUGGUAUGGUCUCUGGUCGAGUGGCCCCAACAUUCCAGAGCUGCGCGCCGCCGCGGUACAGCAUGUUUUUCGGCCGGACGCGCGCGCGCUCCGUCUCGACUCGCCGAUACACCGAGCUCUACUUAGGACGAACCGACUAGCUCUUCCCUGCCCUGACCGCGGCGCUGGUGAUAUAGGGGGCGCGCGCGGGUGUCUAGGCGGCAGUGGCCGGCCGCGCCCCAGAUCUGAGGUGUCUAGGCGGCGGCGGAGUGCUCGGCCGGAGGCAGAUGCAUUAUAUACAUACAUUAUUUCUGAUCGUGGUAGUAGCGUUGUCGAGUAUGGUUGUUACGUCAAUGGACCCACACAGCAAGCCGUCGUUUAUUUCCCUUCGGAGCCCUGUUUGUUACAGCAAUCUGCAUGAAAACGUCGUGCGUUAGUCGCGGUUGAAUUAAUCAAUUGGUAUGGCCAUAUGAAGUUACUAUCAUUCUGUCCGAUUCAUUGCAUAAGAAGUGGUGUUUUAGCACACGCAUAGAGUCAAUAAACUGCUAUUCGCUGUAUCAGCA
Messenger RNA from Amphibalanus amphitrite, 3296 nucleotides. Its product is annotated as phosphatidylinositol-binding clathrin assembly protein LAP-like. Gene Ontology annotation, biological process: synaptic vesicle budding from presynaptic endocytic zone membrane; clathrin coat assembly; clathrin-dependent endocytosis. Gene Ontology annotation, cellular component: clathrin-coated vesicle; clathrin-coated pit; extrinsic component of presynaptic endocytic zone membrane. The coding region runs from base 273 to 2123 and encodes 616 amino acids. Lineage: Eukaryota; Metazoa; Arthropoda; Thecostraca; Balanomorpha; Balanidae. The record is from RefSeq and is a predicted model, not a curated record. Gene Ontology annotation, molecular function: SNARE binding; phosphatidylinositol-4,5-bisphosphate binding; 1-phosphatidylinositol binding. The transcript has 16 exons.